GUAGUUGACAUUUGACAAUCGUACUGUCAAAUUUCAAUUUCACUAAAAUAAAUUGUCACUGAAUUAUAAUACAAAAAUUGUGAAUUGAAAAUGCCCGGAAUAAAUGAAAUUAUUACCUUAUAUGAGCAAUUAAAAACAGAAUGGAACAAUUCAAAUCCGAAUUUAAGCACCUGUGAGAAACUUCUCCAAGAAUUAAAGUUGGAAUUAACUCAUUUUGUAUUUUUACCUACUUCAAAUGCGAGCGCUACAAAACAAGAAUUAAUCGUUGCUCGAGAUGUAUUAGAAAUUGGCGUCCAAUGGAGUAUAGCCGCUCACGAUAUUCCUUCGUUUGAAAGAUACAUGGCCCAACUGAAGUGUUACUAUUUUGACUACAAAAACCAACUUCCUGAUUCCGCCUUUAAAUAUCAACUUCUCGGUUUAAAUUUAUUAUUUUUGUUAUCUCAAAAUAGAGUAGCCGAAUUUCACACGGAACUUGAAUUGUUACCUGGGGAUCAUAUACAAAGUGACAUUUAUAUCAGGCAUCCAUUAUCUAUCGAGCAGUACUUGAUGGAAGGUAGUUAUAAUAAGAUAUUCCUAGCUAAAGGCAACGUUCCCGCUGACAGUUACAACUUCUUCAUGGAUAUUUUACUGGAUACAAUUCGAGGGGAAAUUGCCGUUUGUAUGGAGAAAGCUUAUGAGAAAAUCUCCCUUAAGGAUGCGGCCCGAAUGUUAAAUCUACAAACACCGGAAGCUGUGCAAGAAUUUACAACGAAGCGCAAGUGGAAACUGGGCGUAGAUAAUUUCUUCCAUUUUGUUCCCGAAAUUAAGAAAAGCGAUGAGCCGAUUCCGUCACGAGAGUUAGCAGAGCAAGCAAUAACCUAUGCACGUGAAUUAGAAAUGAUCGUUUAAAGUCUAAGCUAUUUAUUUUGUACUAUGCUUUUUUUUGAAGAUAAAUAAAUAAAGACUUCAAACUUCUGUUUCUUAA
Molecule: messenger RNA, 964 nt
Organism: Photinus pyralis (common eastern firefly)
Lineage: Eukaryota; Metazoa; Arthropoda; Insecta; Coleoptera; Lampyridae
Gene: Rpn12
Product: 26S proteasome non-ATPase regulatory subunit 8
Exons: 4
Coding region: 91-888 (265 amino acids)
Biological process (GO): proteasome-mediated ubiquitin-dependent protein catabolic process
Cellular component (GO): proteasome regulatory particle, lid subcomplex; cytosol; proteasome regulatory particle
Source: RefSeq, a predicted model, not a curated record